This is a messenger RNA of Volvox carteri f. nagariensis, 2091 nucleotides long. RefSeq lists its product as uncharacterized. The transcript has 6 exons. The coding region runs from base 113 to 778 and encodes 221 amino acids. Lineage: Eukaryota; Viridiplantae; Chlorophyta; Chlorophyceae; Chlamydomonadales; Volvocaceae. The record is from RefSeq and is a predicted model, not a curated record.
AAUUUGAGUAUUGUUGUUUGCAUCACCAACAGCGUUUUACCCGACAGUCCUAGUUGUGAGCUUGCACACUUCGUUUCGGAAUUUUGUGGUGUAGUCGCAUCGAAAGGCUGACAUGGACGCCUUGGGGCCGGCCCUGACCUGGAUCAGCAGCGUUUUCAGCCAAGUAGCGCCGGCCAGCCAAGCUGUGGCUCCGGUGAUACCCAUACCUGUUGCUACUCCAGCUCCCUCACCCGUAACCCUUGGUCUUAAAGUUCUGUUGGAACCCACUGCGGGCGGUGUCAUUUUCCGCGCUGCAAGCAACACCGUCGCAACAAUCUACCCUGUAUAUGCAAGCGCAAAAGCAAUUGAGUCCAAGGACACUGCAGACGAUGUGCAGUGGUUGACGUACUGGACUCUUUACGGAAGCCUCAUCCUCGCCGAGCAUCUUGCAGAUCAGGCCCUUGGCCGGGUGCCCUACUACUACCAUGCCAAGUUUGCAGCGCUGCUUUGGUUACAGUUGCCCCAAACCCAGGGCGCCGCCUACCUGUACAAGCGCUUUUACAAGCCCGCCCUCGUCAAGUACGGCCCACGCAUCGACUUCUUCCUGGACAAAUGCAAAUCCGUAUUGAUGGCACUGUACUCGACCUACAAAGUGCCCAUCGAUGCCUCUGUGGCGUUGCUGCUGGCGCUGCAGCAACAAGCCGCUACCACUCUGUCAUGGCUCCUGUCAGACGACUCGGCGGCCAAAAAGGGCGGCACGGACGGCUCCAAGGACAGAGUCAAGGCGCACGCGGCCUGAUCAGCGCGCCGUGUUCUUGUCUGCCCCGUUCUGAUCAUUCCCUUCCUCCGCUCUUUCUCGUUGCUGAUAUCCUGCUUUGCUCUGUUCCAUUUCGCUCUAUUCCGUCCUAAUACUUGGUCCGCUACCUAGGAGAGGUGUGUGUGCAUAGUGAGGGCAGCCUGUCAAGGGUUUGCUAGCUGCCAGACAGGUCAGGCCAGGUAGCAGAACCCCCUCAGAUCAGACGAGAGGUUAUGAAAGCGUUACAGCCAUGAAGCAUGGCUUUGGUUUGGGGCAGUCCACACAACAACCACUUUUACCGAAGUGCUUAGCCGGCCAGGCAGUGAUCCUCGGCGGUGCAUGGCCUGCCCUUUUUGAGCUGUGUUGGGGACCAACAGAACGUUCCAAUGCUUUCUUGAAGCUUAUUGAAAGAGCGCAGCCCAACUGUAAUCAAUGCACGCCAUGUAUUUUGGACAGCAUUGCGUGCGAAUCAUGGUGGCUGGGUCCUGGUGUCAAGUGUAGAGGCACCUUAUGCCAUUAGGCGCUGCCGCCGUCACUCCUUGCGCAGUUAAACCAGCAGCUAGACCAGCAGGUGAAACAGCAGCGUCUUGUUGUGGGCGGUAGACAGGCUGUGACGGGAUGGAAGUAUAGGACAUGAGUCCAGAACUUGCCCCGGGGAGCAGCGACUGAGCAGUAUAGGGCCCGGUUGUUUGGAGUAUGCGCCCCGUGGACCUCGGGAGCAGGCGACGCCUGGCAGCAACUUCCGGCACCUUCCAUAUUCCAUGUCAGCCCGGGACUGGCUGACAAACGGGGAACGAUACAUAUACGUAUCCCCCAAAGCCUUAGGCCACAGAACACGGUCAUUGAGCAUCGGUUUAUGUUUUAAGACGGAAAGUACGAGCCAGGCGUGUUGAUACAGGCGUUAGCAGGGACACGACCAUCCCUGUACGGCAUAAUACAAAAGGGACGCAUCGUGCUCGCCUGGCGUGUUUGCGUUGGCGAGGUGCAGUACAGAGUCGGUAACGACGGAUCACGGUACGAUUGGGGAGCUGAUAGGGGAGGACUGCGAACUAGCGAAGUCUGUGAUGAAUCAAGGUCAGUUGCCCAGUAGGCAGGCAGGUCCAAGGAGCAAGGUCGCACGGUAAAGACGGCGGUUCUCAUGGCGAAAAAGUAAAUGUUGAUGGAUGAAGGAAUGAACGUUUGCACAAGGUGUGUACGUGAAACGUACAGUAUGGUGUGUUGCCCGUCCAAGGUGUCCUCGAGAAAGGAAAUUCGCAGACAGCAAACUCAUGGAAAAUACAGAUUUGUUUUGCUGUGACACAUUAUUAAGAAAAUUU